Molecule: messenger RNA, 715 nt
Organism: Gracilinanus agilis (Agile Gracile Mouse Opossum)
Lineage: Eukaryota; Metazoa; Chordata; Mammalia; Didelphimorphia; Didelphidae
Product: small G protein signaling modulator 1-like
Exons: 4
Source: RefSeq, a predicted model, not a curated record
UAUUAUGUGUUUGCAUAUGUAUCUGUACAAAAACAGAAUUUCAGGAAAGAAAUGACUCUUGUACUCAGGGAAAAUGGUAGCCUUGUAUAUUGUAAACCUGGAAGUGGGAAUAGCCCUUGCCAUGUCUUAAGGGUACUGACCCGAUGAUUUUUUUCCAACUUCUUUUCCCUUCUCUCCCUUCCUAGGGCUUGCCUAUUGUAGACAUUUGUCUACUGUGAGGACCCACCUGUCAGCACUUGUCAACCACCUGAUUGUAUCCCCUGACCUGCCCUGUGAUGCCGGCCAUGGCCUGACCAUGGGCAUCUGGGAACAGUACCUGAAGGACAGCACGAGUUAUGAAGAACAGGAGCUGCUACGUCUGAUCUACUUUGGAGGGAUUCAACAUGAGAUCCGCAAGGACGUGUGGCCCUUCCUGCUGGGCCAUUACCAGUUUGGGAUGACCGAGGCAGAGAGGAAGGAGGUGGAUGACCAGGUCCAUGCCUGCUAUGAGCAGACCAUGGCAGAGUGGUUGGGCUGUGAGGCCAUCGUCCGACAGAGGGAGAAAGAAUCCCACGCGGCCGCCCUCGCCAAAUGUUCGUCCGGUGCGAGCUUGGACAGCCACCUCCAGAGGAUGAUGCAUCGGGAUUCCACCAUCAGCAAUGAGUCUUCUCAGAGCUGCAGUUCAGGCAGACAAAAUCAUGUCCGUCUGCAGAGUGACUCCAGCAAUAGCACCCAG